Molecule: messenger RNA, 1064 nt
Organism: Ananas comosus (pineapple)
Lineage: Eukaryota; Viridiplantae; Streptophyta; Magnoliopsida; Poales; Bromeliaceae
Product: CASP-like protein 4B4
Exons: 4
Coding region: 1-747 (248 amino acids)
Source: RefSeq, a predicted model, not a curated record
AUGGGCCGUGUUACAUCUCCAAAAUAUUUAAAGCCCACCUUACUCCUCCUAACUAUUGUUGUUCCCCAAUUUAUUCGCCGCUAUUCUCGUUAUACCGAACGGGUUAUCCUCGUUCCCACCAUUGACGUUGAGUCCCCUCUCUCCUCCUCGGCAUCAAACCCUAGCCAUGGCGGCCGUCGCCGAUGGCGGCGAUCCGGCGCCGUCCGCGCCACCGGACCUCGAGAAGGCAUCGCCGCCGGGGACGGCGGCGCCGCGGCGGUGACCUCGGUGCUGCGGCGGUGGAAGCGGGAGGACCUUGUGGAGAAAAGCUCGCUGCUCCUCCGCGCCGCGGCGCUCCUCUUGUCCCUCAUCUCCUUCGUCGUCAUGGCGUCGAACAAGCACGGCGAUUGGAAGGAGUUCGAUCACUACGAGGAAUACAGGUACAUAGUGGCGAUCGGGGUGCUCGCUUUCUUGUACUCGGCGGGGCAGGUGGCGAGGCAGGUUCAUCGGCUUAACGGGGGCGCAGAUCCUUUUCCGGAGAGGACAUCGAGAAUCGUGGAUUUUGCUGCGGAUCAGGUGAUUGCGUACCUCAUGAUUUCUGCAUUAUCUGCUGCUAUCCCUAUAACCAAUCGCAUGCGAGAGGGAGCUGAUAACAUAUUCACUGAUACAUCUUCAGCCUCCAUUAGCAUGGCAUUCUUCGCCUUUUUGGCGCUGGCCUUCUCUGCUCUCCUUUCCGGAUUCAAGCUCUCCAAGCAAACAUAUAUAUGAAUACAAAAGCCCCCCUAUUGUGCAAUUCUUUACUCCUCCCUUUUUGUGUUUGUGUGUGUGUGUGUGUGUGUGUGUUUUUUGAUAGUUUAUAUGGGAAAUUCCCACUGUCAAUAGUACUCUCUUGUGUAAUUCUUUCAUCGUCUGCAUGUAUCAUAUAUAGUGGUGACUUUGAUUUUAUACCCAAAUAUUUUAUGCCAUUAUUCAUGUAAUAAAGUAACUUGCCAUAGUGGAUGUGUGUUUGUUAGAGCCUAAAUAAUAACAUGUUUGAUAGGUGUCUUUGUAAACUUGUUACUUGCAAUAUGUUGUAUUUCAUUAUA